Molecule: messenger RNA, 818 nt
Organism: Eupeodes corollae
Lineage: Eukaryota; Metazoa; Arthropoda; Insecta; Diptera; Syrphidae
Exons: 4
Coding region: 354-740 (128 amino acids)
Source: RefSeq, a predicted model, not a curated record
AACAAGUAGAGCUCUAUUAUUUUGACAUUAAUGACAUAAGGAUUAUUUACAUUGUUCUUUUAUUAUUUAAUUGCGUUCAGAGAAUGCAGCUGACUGCAAAUGAAACCCUUUAUCUUGUCUGAACCUACCCGAUUUCUUUAAAAUCAAGUGCCAGCAAUUUGUGUAAAUUUUAAAUUAAAAUUAUUAUGUUGCAAUUAGAAUCUCUAAACAAGUAUGAAUUAUCACAAUUAUAUUAAGUUAAUCAUUGUUGAUGUUUUGUGACAUUGGCAUUGACCUUAACAUUUUGAACUUGUCACAAAGUAAUCUACAAUAUACGGAUUAACAAUUUGAAUUUAUUUUUUAAAUUCUAUUUUAUGUAUGCAUGUGUGUUUACUGUUCAUAUAAGUGUAAAUAUGCAGUUUAUUUUGAAACGUCUACCUGUCAAUAUGAAGUCUUCCAUUUGCUUUGUUUUUCUUUUAACUGUUUUUGUCGGUUUAUCAUUUGGUGCUGUUUCCAUACAACAAUUUAAGGAUCCCAAACACCCAGGUAAAUGUACGAUCAAUACGAAUUUAGUUCUCUCUCCUGGUGAAACGAUAAAGUACCCUGCUGAUGAUUGUGGUCAAUUUAUUUGUGGAAGUGACAGCUUUGCUGAAUACCAAACAUGCGUGAGUGAGUAUUAUGAAGGAUGUGUUCAAGGAGACUAUUUGGAUAUAAGCCUUCCAUACCCAGAUUGUUGUAAAAGAAAAUUGUCUUGUAAAUGAAGUGAAAAGUAAAUUGUUUUUAUAAAUUGAACCUAAUUAUAAAUAGUUAAUAGAAAAAAUAUACGUAUUUAAUAAUUA